CCGAUCCCAUUUAGCCCCCUAGUGGAAAAAAAGAGCCCUGCAGGUAAGAAAUUAAAAACAAGGAUGAGCGCCAUGUCUGAUCCUCCGGUUGUGUAAUAGACAACCAAACACCAGAACUCUCUUCCCCCUCCCGGUGGGGAUCCAUGUGAAGGAUGGCCGAGAGUGCGGGGAUACAACAGGGUUCUCCUGCCGUCGGGGCUGCGGGCUCGGCCCCGGCCGCCCCGGGAGCCGGGGGGACGGCGGGCUCGGGCUCGGCCGCCCCAGCAGCGGGGACUGAGGGCUCGGGCUCGGUCCCCGCAGCCCCGGGAGCCGGGGGAGUGACGGGCUCGGGCUCGGUCCCUGCUGCCCCGGGAGCCGGGGGGACGGAGGGCUCGGGCUCGGUCCCGGGAGCCGGGGGGACGGAAGGCUCGGGCUCGGUCCCGGGAGCCGGGGGUACGGAGGGCUCGGGCUCGGUCCCGGGAGCUGGGGGGACGGAGGGCUCGGUCCGGGGGACGGAAGGUUCGUUCCGGGGGAUGGAGGGCUCGGUCCCCGCGGUGGGCUCCGCUAGGAUCGCUGUGAAGAAGGCGCAGCUCCGCUCCUCACCUCGGCCCAAAAAACUGGAAAAACUCGGAGUGUAUUCCUCCUGCAAAGCUGAAGGGGCUUGUAAGUGCAAUGGCUGGAAAAGUCCAAACCCUCCUCCUACACCACCGAGGACCGACCAACAGUCGAACGCCGUCAACUUGCAGGACCCCUGUCGAAGCUGCUCACACACUCUUGGUGACCAUGUGACUCACCUGGAGAACGUUUCGGAGGACGAGAUGAACCGACUGCUGGGCAUUGUGCUGGACGUGGAGUACCUGUACACUUGUGUGCACAAAGAGGAGGACGCAGACACCAAACAAGUGUACUUCUCCCUCUUCAAACUUCUAAGGAAGUCCAUUCUCCAGAUGGGGAAGCCCAUGUUGGAGGCCCACGAUAAUCCUCCCUUUGAGAGACCCAGCAUAGAGCAGGGCGUGAACAGCUUUGUGCAAUACAAGUUCAGCCACCUUCCGUCGAAGGAGCGGCAGACCAUCGUGGAGCUGGCCAAGAUGUUCCUGAACCAGAUCAACUACUGGCAGCUGGAGACACCGUCCCAGAGACGGCAGAGGGGGCCCAACGAGGACGCUGCUGGUUACAAAGCCAACUACACCAGGUGGCUGUGCUACUGCAACGUGCCUCAGUUCUGCGACAGUCUCCCCCGCUAUGAGACCACGCAGAUCUUUGGCUGCACACUGCUGCGCUCCGUCUUCACCGUGAUGAGGAAGCAGCUGCUGGAGCAGGCCCGGCAGGAGAAGGAUAAGCUGCCUCCCGAGAAACGCACCCUCAUCCUCACACACUUUCCCAAAUUCCUGUCUAUGCUGGAGGAGGAGGUGUACAGCCACAGCUCCCCCAUCUGGAGCCAAGAAUUCCUGUUGGGAUCCACGGGACUACAGAUCCCUAUCCACACAGUGAUCAGUGCAUCCCCGGUGGCCAGACCGCUGUACUACAGUCCCAGUCCCAUCCAGGUGGAGAUUGCGAGCUGUGGCAGCGUUAGUCCUGCGAGGAAGAUGGUGUCUCUACUGGAGAUGAGCACAGUUGGAGAGAAGCGUAAGCCUUCGGAGCCCCUCCCCCACGAGGACGCCAAGAGGCAGAGAGUGGUUGGAGACAUCCCCCAGGAGCUGAUCAACGAGGUCAUGGCCACCAUCGCCGACCCCGCCGCCAUCCCAGAGACCAACCUGCUGUCAGCGCACUCUGCGCGUGACGAGGCAGCGCGGCUGGAGGAGCGCAGGGGGGUGAUCGAGUUCCAUGUCAUCGGGAACUCGCUGAACCAGAAGCCCAACAAGAGCAUCCUGAUGUGGCUGGUAGGCCUCCAGAACGUCUUCUCCCACCAGCUGCCCCGCAUGCCCAAGGAGUACAUCACCCGGCUGGUGUUCGACCCGAAGCACAAGACACUGUCGCUGAUCAAGGAUGGCCGAGUGAUCGGAGGGAUCUGUUUUCGGAUGUUUCCCUCCCAGGGCUUCACCGAGAUCGUCUUCUGCGCUGUUACGUCCAAUGAGCAGGUCAAGGGUUAUGGCACCCAUCUGAUGAACCACCUGAAGGAAUACCACAUCAAGCAUGACAUCCUCAACUUCCUCACCUACGCAGACGAGUACGCCAUCGGAUACUUCAAGAAGCAGGGUUUCUCUAAAGACAUAAAGGUUCCCAAGGCGAAGUACGUGGGCUACAUCAAGGACUACGAGGGGGCCACACUCAUGGGCUGUGAGCUGAACCCAAGCAUUCCCUACACAGAGUUCUCUGUCAUCAUCAAGAAACAGAAAGAGAUCAUCAAGAAGCUGAUGGAGAGGAAACAGGUGCAGAUCAGGAAGGUGUAUCCGGGGCUUUCCUGUUUUAAGGAAGGAGUCCGGCAGAUUCCUAUCGAGAGCAUCCCAGGAAUACGUGAAACUGGAUGGAAACCCAUGGGCAAAGGCCAAGGGAAGGAGCUCAAGGAUCCAGACCAAUUGUACAGCACUCUGAAGACCAUCCUCCAACAUGUGAAGAGUCACCAGAACGCUUGGCCCUUCAUGGAACCUGUGAAGAAGACGGAGGCUCCUGGGUACUACCAAGUGAUCCGCUUCCCCAUGGACCUGAAGACGAUGAGCGAGCGUCUGAAGAGCCGAUACUACGCCACUCGCAAGCUCUUCAUGGCCGACAUGCAGCGCAUCUUCACCAACUGUCGGGAGUACAACCCGCCCGAGAGCGAGUACUACAAGUGUGCCAACUUACUGGAAAAGUUUUUCUACACCAAAUUAAAGGACGCGGGGCUCCUUGAGAAGUAAACACAAACUAUCUUGAAUUCUAGACCCUCACCAGGACUGGUUUCUAUCCAGAGACUGAGGACUGAUCUUGGCAUUCAAACGGUUUUGUGAUUAUCGACAAGAUGAGAGGGUUUCUCAUGUUUGGGUCUCAGAA
Molecule: messenger RNA, 2946 nt
Organism: Gadus chalcogrammus (walleye pollock)
Lineage: Eukaryota; Metazoa; Chordata; Actinopteri; Gadiformes; Gadidae
Gene: kat2b
Product: K(lysine) acetyltransferase 2B
Exons: 18
Coding region: 153-2813 (886 amino acids)
Biological process (GO): chromatin remodeling; positive regulation of transcription by RNA polymerase II
Cellular component (GO): nucleus; histone acetyltransferase complex
Molecular function (GO): histone H3 acetyltransferase activity; protein binding
Source: RefSeq, a predicted model, not a curated record